GCAGUAAUGCUUAACCAGAUGUGAAGCCUGGUUGGAAGCUCUUGCCACACUCCAGACAGCAGUAGGGUUUGCCACCCAAUUUGCUGCUUUGGUGAAUGAGGUCAGGGACGUAGGCUUGGGUCAGUCCACACUCCUGACUCUGAAAGGCUUUGGAGAUUGCGGGACAUUUGUUUUUGGCAGGGCUUCUUUCUCCCCAAAUCCAGAGGCUAGUGUGGACGAAAAUGCAAAUAUCUACUAGCCCGUGAUGCUCUGGGAAGUGGCAGCGAGUGGUUUCUAUAGGUUAAUCCUCUCAUUCAACUGACGGAUCAGGAGCUCCCCAUCUGCGGCCGCUGUCAAGUAUUAGACACUUUGGUCCUGGCUCGGGAUUCUCAAUACCUCAGAGCUGACUUCGGUACCCGCUCCGUUGGGGGCGGCGAAACGAGCCCGAAGGAAAAGGUGGUCGCUGCGGAGGACACCCUGGGGGCGUCCUAGCCACAUCACCUGGUGCAGCAGGAUACUGAGACUCCACGGUCGCCUGCCUGGGAACUCCAGACGCACCAGCAAGACCGGGCGUGUAAGCCUGGCGUGGACUACAUAUCCCAGCAUGCACCCCACGCGUCGCUUGGCCUCGCGCAACCAUUAGGUAACUCUGCCCUGGAAGUGCUUUCUGCGACUAUGCAAGAGUCAGAGUACCGGGACCGAGAACUACAACUUCCGACUUGCUUAAUAACUGCGGUGGCGCUAUUUAAAAAGCGUCAGAGAGGAGGUGCUUGGCUACGUCCCUCUCUUCCAGUUCCGCUCCCUCAGAUCAGAGGCUGGACGGGGGCGGAGCCUUAGGCCCGAGCCAAGAUGGCGGCUGCGAAACCAACCCCUACGGACUCGCUCUCUUUCUGCCUCGCGCAGCUCACAGCGGCGGCCGGGGAGGGUCUAGGUGGGACAAAGGACACAGCUACCAACGAGACACCCCUGGGCCGUGCGCUCUUAGCUCUCCGCACGCGCCACGUCAAGGCAGCGGGGGGAAUCGAGCGCUUCCGGGCACGCGGCGGGCUCCUCCCCCUUCUGGCGCUGCUACGGCGAGCGUCGGCAGCGGGUCCCGCCCCGUCCCUGGCUGGCCCCGGCUCCUCCCCUUCGUCGAUCGAGUCGGCGGCUACGGUUGGCCCCGCCCCUUCGGCUGGCCCCGCCCCCUCAGCGUCCUUGUCGACGCCCUCGCCGCCUGCGCGCCUGCGCAAGACCCUGGACUUGGCGCUGAGCAUCCUAGCUGACUGCUGUACGGAAGGGGCGUGCCGGACUGAAGUGCGCAGACUCGGAGGCAUUCUGUCUUUGGUGACUAUUCUUCAGUGUGUGAAGACAGACAGCGUCCAGAACCGAGCAGCCCGUGCUCUGGGCAACUUAGCCAUGGAAGCUGAGAGCUGUGUGGACAUUCAUUCUGCUGGUGCUGUUCCCCUGCUCAUUGAGAGCCUGACGGCCUACCAGGACUCACAUUGCUUGCAGAGCGUGAUUCGCGCCCUCCGCAACCUGGCGGACUCCCCCCAGCACCGCCUGGCCCUGGCACAGCAGGGAGCAGUGCGCCCACUGGCUGAGCUUCUGGCUGCUCCCCCAGACCCUGCGCUGAUCUUGGCCCUCGUCCGUGCCCUCCUGGAGCUGAGUCGAGGCUGCUCCCGUGCCUGUGCUGAGCAGCUAAGUCUGGGUGGAGGACUAGGCCCACUGGUCAGUCUAGCCUCCCAUCCCAAAAGGACAGUCCGCGAGUCAGCUAUCCUGAUCCUUGCCAACCUGUGUGCCCAGGGCCUGGUACGGCCUGCCCUGGGCAACGCUGGUGGUGUGGAGGUGCUGCUGGGUGAGCUCCAGCAGCGCCGAGGUCCCAGUGGGGCUGGCCCAGCCUCCCAGCAGCCCCUGGUGCGGGCUGUGUGCCUACUUUGCCGGGAGGCCAUCAACCGAGCCCGGCUGCGGGAUGCUGGUGGUUUGGAGCUGCUGAUGGAACUCUUGCGGGAUCCUCAUGCCAGCGCCUGGCACCCUCGUGUCGUGGCUGCCCUUGUGGGCUUCCUCUAUGAUACAGGGGCCCUGGGCCGGCUGCAGGCUCUGGGACUUGUCCCUCUCUUGGCCGGGCAGCUGUGUGGCGAGCUUGGUGACGAGGAAGAAGAGGGAAAAGAAGCUGCUUCCUGGGACUUUCCUGAGGAGCGGACCCCUGAGCGGGUAGAAGCCGGAAGCUUCCGAAGCCUCAGGUCGUGGCUGAUAUCCGAGGGCUACGCCGCAGGCCCGGAAGACAUCUCUCCGGACCGGUCUCCAGAGCGCUGUCCACGGCCUCCUCCACCGCCUGCGCCCCCUGAGCAGGCCCAGGCAGCCAGUCCCGCCCGGGGCCCAGCCUUGGUGCGGACGCCUCGAGGCCGCAGCCCUGCCACCGAGGAGUCUUGGGGCCGCGAGGGGCCAGCGCUGCUGCUGCUUUCACGCUUCUCCCAGGCGCCAGACCCAAGCGGGGCGCUGGUGACGGGCCCGGCCCUGUGCGGCCUGCUGGCCUACGUGACGAGGGCGCCGGGCCCCCCGAGCCCGCGCGCACUGCGCAUCCUGGCGCGCCUCACCUGCAACCCUGCCUGCCUCGAGGCCUUCGUGUGCAGCUAUGGUGCCGCGCUGCUGCGAGCCUGGCUGGUGCUGGGUGUCGCCCCGGACGACUGGCCCAUGCUGCGUGCCCGGCCCCCCAGUCUGCGCAGCCAGCACCGGGAGCUAGGUGAAAUGCUUCUGCAGAACCUGACGGUGCAGGCGGAGUCGCCCUUCGGAGUGGGGGCCCUCACCCACCUGCUGCUCUCCGGGAGUCCUGAGGACCGCGUGGCCUGCGCGCUGACCUUGCCCUUCAUUUGUCGGAAGCCCUCUCUGUGGCGCCGGCUCCUUCUGGACCAGGGCGGCCUCCGACUCCUCCUCUCGGCGCUGACGCGGCCCGCCCCACACCCGCUCUUCCUCUUCUUUGCUGCAGACUCCCUUUUCUGCCUCCACAGCCUGGUGUCUCCCACUGUGAGCCCAGCCCCACCACCUGCAACCCCCUUGGACCUAGACCCGCCCUCCCCUUGCCACUAUGAACCUCUGCUGGGCCCAGCUCCCAUCCCAGCCCCGGAUCUGCACUUCCUCCUGGACUCAGGCCUCCGGCUCCCCGCCCAGCGAGCUGCCUCAUCUGCUGCCUCCCCUUUCUUCCGGGCCCUGCUAGCUGGCAGCUUUGCUGAAGCCCAGAUGGACCUGGUACCUCUUCGAGACCUAUCACCCAGCGCAGCCUGGCCAGUCAUGCAUCACCUGCAUGGCUGCCGGGGCUGUGGGGCAGCCCUGGGGCCCAUUCCCCCGCCAGGCCAGCCCCUGCUGGGCUCAGAGGCUGAGGAGGCACUGGAGGCUGCUGGCCGUUUCCUGCUGCCUGGGCUGGAGGAGGAACUGGAAGAGGCUCUGGGCCGUAUCCACCUGGGAUCCCAAGGUAGCCUAGAGUCAAUGGGUGAGGUACUCCGCCUGGGCCGGCCCCGGAUGGCUGUCCACUGUGCACGCUGGGUCCUGGGGCCAGGGCAGUGCACACGGAAGCGGGCUCUGGCCUUAGUGGAGCUGGUGGAGGCAGCAGGCGAAGAAGCAGGUCCCCUGACUGAGGCUUUUCUGGCUGUGGUGAUGGGAGUUGAAGUGGGGAACAGGGGUCCCAGUCUAGACUCUUGAUAUCCCCUCGGAGGGGACCCAGGAACGAAUUGGCAAGAAGAAGGCGUCCCUCGGAGUGGCACAGGGAGGAGGCUAAGCAGGAGUAACCACUGAGGACCGACAAGAGGAUGGGCCCCAGGACGAUGGGCUGCAGGCUCAGGAGUGAGAAGCUGAGACCGAGGGGCCUGUGAGAUGGAGAAGAGCCCAGCCUUCUGGGGUUGGGAUUAAAACUUUGGAGUUGGAUAUUCAACUGCACCAUCGAGAACUAUCUAUGGCACCAUGAUUCUUAUUAUAUUUUUUCUGAAUUACAGUUUAAAACAAGGAUUGUACCCUAUUCUACCUUGUUAGUCUUGUUUUAAGCAUUUACUCCAUCUACAACAGCAUUGUAUACCGCCAAUCCACAUCCAAAAAGGUGUGCACUGUAGGAAGUUAACAUUUUAAAUAAAAAUGACAGCCCUG
Molecule: messenger RNA, 4089 nt
Organism: Myotis myotis
Lineage: Eukaryota; Metazoa; Chordata; Mammalia; Chiroptera; Vespertilionidae
Gene: ARMC5
Product: armadillo repeat containing 5
Exons: 6
Coding region: 829-3651 (940 amino acids)
Biological process (GO): anatomical structure morphogenesis
Cellular component (GO): cytosol
Molecular function (GO): protein binding
Source: RefSeq, a predicted model, not a curated record